This is a messenger RNA of Macrosiphum euphorbiae (potato aphid), 375 nucleotides long. Lineage: Eukaryota; Metazoa; Arthropoda; Insecta; Hemiptera; Aphididae. The record is from the annotation of a GenBank genome assembly.
AUGCCAGUUGCGGAAUUCAUAAGUACCGAUCAAUCGACAACAGCUAUUUCCAGUUGGUUAUAUGCAUUUAAACGGUUUGCAACAGAACACGGCUUUGACGUGUCAGAUUUAAUUGCGAAUGUUACUAGUGAUUUCUCUACGGCAAUAAUCAAAUCGCUGGCACAGGCUUUUAAUGGGUGCAAAGAUGUCAUUGACUACCUAGAUCAAUGUUAUGAUUACUUGUACGAAAAUAAACAAAUGAAAUCAAAAAUCAUACUCAAUUUGUGUUGCUGUCACUUGGUGAAAAACAUUUCAGACGACGUGUUCAAGUACUAUGGUGCAGUUGGCAAAAAUAAUAAAAACAAAGAUCUUCACGUAUCAUUGUUGGUUUUGUAA